UUUCUGACAGAAUUCAGGAAGUGAAAUGUAGUAGAUGGGUCGUUUUUCUUUAUGUCGAAGAUAUAAAUAUGAAUCGACAGCAGAUAUGAACGGAACCCGAGAAUCUCGAAGUUCGAAUUCCUACGACUGGACUCAAGAUAUCCAGUUACAUGGUUUGUUGUAUAAGAAGCCAAUUAAUCACCAGAGUAACAAAUGGACAAAAAGGUAUUUUGUGAUAAAAGAUGGUUUUUUGCUGUACUACCCUGACACAGAGAAAAAGGAUCUGGAGAAGAGGAAAUGUCUUAAUGUUCACCCAAAGGGAAUUAUCCCCCUUGGAGAGUGUUCAAUUGAAGUGGUCAGUGAGAAUGGACAGCCCCAUGCCUUUUGUGUAGAGAGUGCAGAAAUAACUGGCAAACUUCUGUUGGCAGCUGACAGCAGCUUUGAGCGAGACAAAUGGAUUGAUAUGUUAAAGAAAUCCAAACGCAUAAACUGGAAGAGUUCUAAGCUUGCUGAUGAGAUGAUUCACCAGUUAGAAGAACAGGGACUUCAAAUGGCCAAACAAAGGCAGGAUUACUUUGACCAGCUGCAGUCAGAAGUGAUGGCAUUAUCAGACGAGAAAGAGAAAUAUGAGGAACUUGCAAGGGUUAAUCAAGAGCUAGAAAAAGAAAAAGAGAAGAUGGAAAAAUACCAGACAGAAUUAAUGGAGGAAUUUGAACAAGUAAAAAAGGAACUAGAGGAAACUAACCAAUACAUGCAGGAUGUGGAGAAAGAUAGGGAAGAACUCUCAUCAACGAUUUCCCAGCAGCAGGAAAAUUUACAGAUUUUGGCCAAAGAGAAGCACAAAAUAAUAAGUAAUUUGGAAGAACAAGAAAACCAGAACCAGACUUUACAAAGCAUGGAGGAGCAAUUGAGGAAAAUCGAAAACAAAAUGAGUAUCCUUCAAACUGAGAAAGCUGAAACAGAGAAAAGGUUAAAAGAAAAUGAAGACAAAGCCCUGUUAUUAGAGGAAGAAAAGCAGCAGUUUAAUGAGCAAGCCCAAGAACUGAAUGAGACCAUCAAGGAUCUUAGAGCUCAGAAGGAGAUGACAGAGGCUGAACUUAAGGAAGAAGUGAUGGCCAGAAUGGAUGCCGAGAGAAAACUCAAGGAAGCAGAAGAGUCGUUGAGGAAGCUCGGUGUCGCAGUGGAUUCUCAGACUAAAAUAAUCAAGGAAGAUGUUCAUCAGGAAAUGGUUAUUAAUGUCAAAAAAUUAAAAGAUUUCUUUGAGGGACUUGCUAUGGAAGCAAAAAUAGAUGAAGACAAGCCUAUGAUUGUGAAAAACUCCAUCCAUGCUCGAAAAACAUUACAAAGAAGAGCCAAAACCAAUAAAGUGAAAAAAGCACGCUCAAAUAGUUUGCGAGUGAAGUCAUCCAGUUUUGAUGAAGAGAAAGGUGACGGAAUUGCUCCAAUUCGUCGAUGUGUAACAACCGUCAGGAAGAACUUUGCACAAUCUCUUAACUUCCCGCUUGGAGGGGGUGUUAAAUUGACAGAGGAGGAGUUUUUAUGAUUGAAAAUUAUGGCAGGUGCCAAUUUCUAGCAUAAUGUUUUUCCGAUAUUACCGGUCGUGUAGGGUACAUUCCGGUAUAAUUCAACAUUAAUUCAGAGACAUUGCAAGUUGAUACAUGUACUGUAUAAAUCAAACAUUUCCAAGAUUUACAUCCAUCAAAUUUCUGUCAUUGCAAACCAUUUUUGUCUGGGAGAUUCUUUUAUAAGACAGUUUGAUAAAAAACAUACUUUUCAACAGAACCUGUUUGCAAUACUUGGUGCUGCUUUGUCUCAUGUACAAACAAUUACAUGUACAUUGCUGGAAGCAGAAAGAAAAUCACAAAUUCACUGAUUGGUUUGUAAAAGAUGUAUUAAUUCCAAUAUUCUUCUAAACAUUUAAUUUUAUUUUGAUGUGCUAUUGAAAGUUGGAGUCUAAUUUUUUUUGUCAUUUUCUGUGCCAAAUUAAUGUGCUCAUAUAAGCAAUGGUAAGACAUGGUAUUUAUCAUUCUGAGAAUCCUAACAUGCUUUUGCCAUCAGGUAAUUAGCUGGUUAUAGGGAUUCGGAACUCAUUCAAAUAGAUUUUAAUAUUGUCUCAUUUGCUUUCACAAGUUACUUCCCUUUUCUUAAAUAUACACCUAUGUAAUAUAUAUGUGUGAUAAAGAAAAGAUGGGAAAACUUUUCAAAGAACUUGUUAUUGUUAUAAAUCUUUGUACAUAUUUGCUUGUAUAGUUUUUGUAUGAUGAAUAUAUUGCCCCUUUUUCUUUUUUUUAACACUUGCACUUUGUGUCUGCAUAAGAGAACUGUACAUUCACCUAUAAUGAGUUUAUGGAGAACAUUUGAUUUUGUUAAUGGAAGAAAUGAUAUGAUAAUUGUUAUACCAUAUAAAUUGUGAUUGAUCAGUGUUCUGUAUGUUAACUUUGUCUCAUUUUGACAAUGGUGCUACUUACCCAUAUGGUAUACAUUGUGUAUAUUCUCUGACAAGAAAAUUUAACUUGUAAAUUUUGGGAGAAAUAGCAAAGUUAAAUGUGUUAUGGUAUAACGACAAACAAAACACACACACACACACACAACUUUGUUAUUUGAAGGUGCUUUUUUCCUCCUUAUAUACAUUUUUGUCUUUUACAUUGUUUUAAAAUCAAUACAUUCAAUAAAUCACUCAUGAGCUGUGAGUUAAGGCUAGGUAUAGGCAUUUCUAUGCAAAUGAACUAAUGAAAACACAUAUGGGCUGUACCUUUUUAUACAAAGAAUACUAAAACUUAAUAAUGCCUAAUACAUAUUUGGUACCCACAGCAUGUUAUAGCCAGUGCACAUUAUGAUGUCAUAUUAUGACACCAUUGUUCUUUACUACACAAGGAUAGAAAGAACAUCAACAAAAAAGCUUCGACGCAAGGGCAUACCCUAAUUUAAUUUUACAGAAACAAGGUAUAAUUAGAAGCAGUAUAUUGCUGCACAAAUAUUGACAGUUUAUUUGUUUAGUUAUUAUUUGUAUAAAGUUUUGAGUUGAAAUGAGGAAAAAUGCACAGUCUAAUGUAAGUUUCCUCAGAUUCUGGUCAAAUGAGAAAUUGUAUAGGAUCUGUGCAGCAAUUUCAUUAAUCUUCAGAAUAUUCUUCUUAGCAUUAUACAUUAUUUAUGUUAAAUAGAAUAGGACAUGCCUUUGUGCUGAACUGUUUUGUUGAUGUGUUUUAAUUUAUUACCUCCAGUAGUUGAGAACUAUGAUGUCGUAAUGUGUACUGGAUAUAAUGUGUCAUGUAUAAUAUACAUACUUAGUAUCCACGACAAUAAGAAAAUUAAUUUAAACUUUCUCUGCAUAAUGGAUACAUCUCUUAUGCAUUUUUAUCAGUACAUUUGCAUAGAAUCACUUUGCUGUUACUCACAUGGAUACCUACCGAGAGGAAAUAUGUGAUAAAUGUGGUAGGAUAAGAAAAUGAUACCAAAAAAGAAAAGUAAUGCUAUCUUACCAAAACUGUAAAACAAUAAGGUUCAUUACCUCUGGACAGCUAGGGUUUCAGACAAACACAACAUGCAGGAUGCUGUAAAUUAUUCGGUAUUCAUAUCUUUAAACAGUUUAUGUGUAAAUUUAUAUUUAUGAACACAUGAAACUUCUUGUAAGAAAUUAUUAAUUUUCUCAGGAACUUCAUCUAAAAAGUAUAUACAUGUACUAGAGAAUAUUUAAUGUAGAUCUAGGUACCAGCUACUUAUUAAACAGGUAUGGAUAAUUUUGUGAAUUGUUUCUACCAGUCUAGACCAAAGGAGUUUAUAUGCAAUGGUAAUUAAGAUAUCUGUCUGAUUGUCUGUGUAAACACUUUAUGCCCCUCCAUGAAUAUGACCUGUCAUAUGUCCCUAAAUUUCACAAUUUUUUUUCUCAUUUGGUUUGUAGUUCAUCUUUUUUGAUUCCAUAAAGGAAACUCCAUACAUUGAUAUACCUCUAUAAGAACAUUUUUUUUCUAUAUAUACCUAAGAGAUCAUAUAUAAAUUUGCUAAAUAUUGAAUCAAUCUCAGACUAAAGAAGAAAGGUACAUUUCUUUUUUUUACAGUUGCAAUACAAAUGUACCAAUGGACAUAUAUUCUGCUACUUCCUCUAGAGUCUUGGUCCAGUUUCAAUAAAACAUAGUACACAAGUAGACCAUAAAGAUACUUAAUUCUGUUCGUGUUUGAAAAGUUAGAAAGCAUUAGGACAGAUUAGAAUUAUGUUAAUGUUACAUAAAAAAAACUUUCAGGUCCAGGUGCUAGCUACUACGGCACACCAGAAGAACUACAGUCCAGUCAGAGACUUCUGGCUUAUCUUUUCAAAGAAAAACAUAAUCACACUCCUUUUAAUCACCAGUUAGAUUCAUUUCAUAUUUGCAUGUAUAAUCUCCUUUUUAUGACUUCAUUAUUUUGUCUGGAGCAAUCAAUGGAAAAAAUGUCAAAAUUGAUACAGUCAUUUUAAAUGAAGUAUUUUCAAGGGUUGUAAUGUUAAAUACUUGUACAGGACCAUACAUACUGUACUGAGUAUCCUAAAAGUAUAUCUUGAUUGGUGAAUGAUGUAUGUUUGCAAGUUCAUUUUCCACUUUCGCUCUCUGUCAAUUAAUGUCCUGUUAAUAUCACUUUUCAACAGUAGCCCAAACUAGACAGUUCUAUACUCUACAUUUACAUUGAUUGUAAUAAUUGUGAUUCUUCUAUAGAAUUUAUCUUGAUUUUGUUCUUUAAAAUAUUCAAGUAAUAUUUGUUUUAAAAUGCUUGGUCUAUUGUUAUAUCAUUUUGUGAAAAUAAAAA
Molecule: messenger RNA, 4755 nt
Organism: Saccostrea echinata
Lineage: Eukaryota; Metazoa; Mollusca; Bivalvia; Ostreida; Ostreidae
Product: pleckstrin homology domain-containing family D member 1-like
Exons: 14
Coding region: 35-1522 (495 amino acids)
Source: RefSeq, a predicted model, not a curated record